Messenger RNA from Adineta steineri, 1671 nucleotides. The record is from the annotation of a GenBank genome assembly. Lineage: Eukaryota; Metazoa; Rotifera; Eurotatoria; Adinetida; Adinetidae.
AUGCCACCGAAACGAACCGCAAAUAAUGCCGCUUCUGCAGGUGGUCGAAAGAAAGGUGGUGCAGCUUCAUUAUAUGAAUUAGCUGAACCAUUUACAAAUGGAACUAUUCUAACAGAUCUUUGUCGUAAAACUUGGACAAUUGGUAAAACAAUUGGACAAGGUGGUUUCGGUUGUAUAUAUGAAUGUCGUAGUACAUCAUCAAGUACUCCAAUCUAUGUUGUUAAAGUUGAACCAGAUUCAAAUGGUCCACUUUUUUGUGAAAUGCAUUUUUAUUUACAAUUAGGAAAAAAAACUUUACAAGACACAUUUAUUAAAGCCAAUCAACUUGAUCAUUUAGGUGUACCACAAUUAAUAGCUCAUGGAAUGCAUGAUAGUCUAACAAGUAAACGUCGUUAUCGAUUUUUAGUUAUUCCACGUUAUAAACAAACACUUGCUGAUGAACUUCAGUUAACAAGUACAAAUAUUGGUCAUUGUCUUAAUGAAAAACGUGUACAAUCAAUUGGUAAACAAAUGCUUGAUAUUUUUGAAUAUAUACAUUCACAUGGUUAUGUACAUGCUGAUAUUAAAGCGGAAAAUAUUCUUUUGAAUGAUUCUGUACAUAUUUAUUUACUUGAUUAUGGUCUUAGUCGUAAAGCGUCAUUACAAUAUGAAGAAAAAGUUCAACGAAGACAUGAAGGUACAUUAGAAUUUACUUCAUUAGAUGUACAUCGUGGUGCUGUACCAUCAUUUCGUGGUGAUUUAGAAAUUCUUUUUUAUAAUAUGUUACAUUGGCUUGGUGCAAGUUUACCAUGGAUAAAAUUAACGGAUGGUGCACGUGUUCAACAAGAAAAAAUGACUGCACGUAGUGAUCCAUCAGGUUUUGUUCGAAAUGUAUUUACGAAUAAAAAACCAGUAUCAUCUAAAAUGAUUGAAAGUUUAAUACAAUUUUUUCGUGAAAUUAUUCAAAUGAAUUAUUCGGAUAAAGGUGAUUAUCAACGUUUAAGAGAAAUUAUAAGUGGAAAAGCUCGUCAACGACGUUCAUCAAUUGGUGUUAUUUCAUCAAGAAAACCAGUAGUUCAUGUAGAAAAUGAUGAUGAUGAUGAAGAAGAAGAAGUAAGAGAAAUUGAACAACUACCAAAACGGAAGUCACCACGUCAUCCGGCAGCAACGACAACAACAAUGUUAUCAACAUCAACAUCAACUACUCGAGCUCGAAGUGUUUCACGUGAUCGUGAUCGAAGAAAAAGUCGAAAUGAAACACGUUCACCAUCACCACCAAUACAAAUACUUUCUGCACGUACGCCAACAUUCAAACUGAUCGAUGCAUUACCAAAUCCAUCAACCAGAAAUAAAGUGUCUCGGUAUGAUAUUGAAGAUGAUGAAAAUGAUAUUGAUAUGAGUACUAUUCGUAAUCCAAAAUUAAGUUCAACACGUAUUGAACGACCAGCUCGAAUUCAUGCACCAAUACCAACACCACCGGCACCAAAAGUAACAAAUGAUUAUUAUAAUAAAAUAACAAAUCGUAACACUCAUGAUGCAAUACAUAAUAAACAAUCCAUUCCAACAACAACUGUUCGAUCAGAUACUACUCCAAAAGGUGACAGACCAAAUUCCAAUAUUAUUGACAAGGUACUUGCUGGUAUACCAUUAACAGAUAAAGAAAUUCGUAGUGUUCUUCAUCGACAAAAAUAA